AUGACGAUGAUGAUCACUGUUCAUCACAAUGUCGUGUCUGUAUUACUUACACUGAUUAUCUGCACCAUCUGUUGCGGAUCAAUCAUCAUCUUCUCCAUGCAAACCAAAUACGAUCUUACAAACAUGAUGGGAAUCAUGUUCAUCCUAUCAAUGUGUCUCUUGGUUUUCGGAAUGGUGGCUAUGAUCUCGGCAAUAUUCUUCCACGUCAGGUUCAUCUACAUGGUAUAUGCUGCAUUAGCAUCAUUGUUGUUCAUGUUCUACCUGGCCAUUGAUGUACAAAUGCUAAUGGGAGGUCGCAAAUACGAAAUCUCUCCUGAAGACCACAUCUUCGCAGCAGUGCAGAUAUUCCUGGACAUCGUAUACAUUUUCUGGAUGCUACUGUCAUUGUUCGGAUCGAGCAAGUAG
Molecule: messenger RNA, 405 nt
Organism: Strongylus vulgaris
Lineage: Eukaryota; Metazoa; Nematoda; Chromadorea; Rhabditida; Strongylidae
Source: the annotation of a GenBank genome assembly